Messenger RNA from Chilo suppressalis (striped riceborer), 422 nucleotides. The record is from the annotation of a GenBank genome assembly. Lineage: Eukaryota; Metazoa; Arthropoda; Insecta; Lepidoptera; Crambidae.
AGAUGGCGGGGACCUAUUACUUUGUAAUUGUAGGCCAUUCAGAUAAUCCCAUCUUCGAAAUAGAUUUUAUUCCCGUUACCAAAGAAACUAAGAAAGAAGAUAACAGACAUCUAAAUCAAUUCAUUGCGCAUGCAGCCCUGGACUUAGUAGAUGAACAUAUGUGGAAAGUAACAAAUACAUACCUCAAAUCUGUUGAUAAAUUCAACCAAUGGUUUGUCUCUGCAUUUGUUACUGCCAGUCAGAUGCGCUUCAUAAUGGUACAUGAUGCUCGCAACGAAGAAGGUAUAAAGAAUUUCUUUACAGAGGUUUAUGAAACAUACAUUAAAUUGAUGCUUAACCCAUUUUACAAAGAAGACACAGUCAUUAAUUUUCCAGCAUUCGAGAAGAAAGUACAGUUUUAUGGGAAGAAAUAUCUGACAUGA